This is a messenger RNA of Camellia sinensis, 2315 nucleotides long. RefSeq lists its product as uncharacterized. Lineage: Eukaryota; Viridiplantae; Streptophyta; Magnoliopsida; Ericales; Theaceae. The record is from RefSeq and is a predicted model, not a curated record.
AUGCCAUGGAUUGGAAUGUAUGUUGCAGCAGCAUCUUUAAUUUGCUUCUUAACAAUUGUUGCCGAUGCUUUCUAUGCGUUUCGAAACAAAAAAUUUUGGUUCCCGUGCAAAUUCUUCACUAUCAAUGCUGCUACGCUGACAUUGCUAGGUGUAACAAUGAAGAUGCCACUGGAUGUGAGUAGCGACAUGUACGGAGGAAGUGAUCAACUUGCAAAACUUAGCAGCACAGUCAUGAAGUGUAUUACAAUAGGUAAUUUUAUGCCAUCUUUGGGCCCCAUGGAUGAUAAAGAUAUAUUCACCAACAUAAUAGCCUUGGAUAUUCUUAUAAUCACCAUGAUUGUGAAUGUUUGCAUCCAAUUAGUUACUUUUGCUACCACUAAAAAAUAUCUAGAAUUGAAGUAUAGUGAAAUACACAAAGAAGCAUUAAGAGAACAAAUUGGAAAGAAAAUUACAGUUGAAAAACUGAAAGAAAAUGUCAACAAGUACUGGAUGAUGGCAGAAACUGGGAGCCCCCAGUUUAUGAUGGCACGUUCUGUGACCUGCUCUGCUUCAGGGGUGAUCUGUCUUAUGACUGCUCUAAUUUUAGCACAACUUGAGUACCGAGUGUGGGAUUUUGCUGCAACCGGGGAAUCAGAUUAUACGUGGUCAACAUUUUUUAUUUUUGUAAUUCAAACUGCUACAGUUGGUGUGGGGAUCAUUGGUCCGAUAUGUAGAUGGUUCACUGCCAUUAAAUUCAAAUGCUCCAAGGAAAGUACCAAAGGCUUCAAAACUGAGCUCAAACCAAAGAGUUAUUGGAUUAAGAGGUUGGAAGAAUGGAAGAAGAGCUCUAUAGUUCUUCAAAUCCGUGGUCUGAAAUUGAGAAAACUUGUCCAGCGCACCAAAAAUCUAGUUUUGAACUUGUGUAUAAUGAUUCAGGUUAUGAUUGUGGUAACAAGCAAAUUAACUCUUCUCAUUCUCCUUUUUUUUGUUCGCCGGCUCAUGUUAUGUUACCGCUGUUGCUACAAUUUGUUUAAGGAGCCUGUACAUAACUCAACAUCCCCAACGAAGUCGGAUAAUGUUUUGCUUCUUGAAGGUGAAGUGGAACUUACUGAAAGUACCUUGAAGAACAUUAGUGAAGCAGCAGAUCAUUUCAUCAUCAAGGCCAACAAACAGCAGCGCAAAAAUUUAAUCGAGCUUCUUCAACAGAAAUCUACAAGUGGCUUUGAAUGCAUAUUAGACUUUCACAGCGACAAAGUUCCAUCAUUAGAUUCUCAAGAACCUCUUAAUUGUUGGGCUUUGCCAUUGGUGACUCUAACUUGCAUCGUUAUUGCAAUUUCCAAAAUCAAUAAGAACAUGGCUGACAGGCUUGUGUGCAGCGUGAGCGAAGGCCUCUCGCAUGUCAGACAUGUUGACAAAACCGUGGAUACCAAAGGGAACCUCACAAAUAGUAGAGAUGCAGCUGAUAAAGUGUGGUUAGGAGUCGAACUUGAAGGCAAGUGGCUUGAUGAAGAUCUGACCAGAAUAGCUCCCAAAGAAACAUCUUGCAGAGAGACUUUUCAAAUAGUCGCUGAUUUUGCUCAGAAAAUUGUAAUGAAAUACAAGGCAAAUAUCAAUGCAAGCCCCGUCGGGAACCCUACCAAUUGGUCCAUUAACGUUGUAGCAGCUAAUUCCAUGUACAAAAUUUGCAAAUCUUUAUUGCUGGAUGCUGAAGGUAACAAUCACCAGAUAAAUCAUGACGAACUGUUCCUGAAAUUAUUUGACAUGAUCGCAGGUAUACUGGGUGCUUGCCUUACCAACUUACCUGGUGUUAUAACCAUGAAGUGCUUUUCCAGUGCCAUUGAAAAGAGGGAGGAGAAUGUCCGAUUCGUAGCUCAACUUCUCGGCGAAACUGAAAAGAUUCUGAAAUUUUUUGGAAAUCAUGAACUACUCUAUCUACAUGAUACUGAUCAAUUUGCAAGUAUUGAUGAGUGGCAUGCAAAAAUGGGGCAAGCAAAUCCCUGUGCUUCCCCCUCUUCAUCCGAUAACAAUUCGGUUGCUUCUGGUUCAGGUGAGUUGGCUAUGGAGAUUGAGUUGGAAGCCUAAUUCAUUCAUCACUGGCUAGUUUUAAUAAGCUUUGUAGUAUUAGGUUUGUGUUGUCAUAAUUUUGAUGUUAUUCUGAUUUCAAAUGUGUAAGAAUUAGAUUUUGACAUCAUUUGAAUUUCAAGUGUGUAAGAACUAUAAUUAGAUAUUUGAAUUUCUGGUUGCAUUGAAUUGUUGUAACUAUAAAUAAACAUUGUUCUUGAAUUUUAUAUGUUAAAAUAACCAUGACCGACUUCUUAACCUAAUUAUAUUCACCA